Solea senegalensis (Senegalese sole) is the source of this 2262-nucleotide messenger RNA. RefSeq names its product acyl-CoA synthetase long chain family member 5 (gene acsl5). The record is from RefSeq and is a predicted model, not a curated record. The coding region runs from base 121 to 2166 and encodes 681 amino acids. Gene Ontology annotation, biological process: long-chain fatty acid metabolic process. Gene Ontology annotation, cellular component: membrane; endoplasmic reticulum; mitochondrion. NCBI's taxonomy places the organism in Eukaryota, Metazoa, Chordata, Actinopteri, Pleuronectiformes, Soleidae. Gene Ontology annotation, molecular function: arachidonate-CoA ligase activity. The transcript has 22 exons.
CACUAAUCACACAAGAGCAGCAGCAGAGGAGGAUCUGCUGUGCAUACACCAGCACACAUCUGUCUGCUUACUGAGAGCUGAGAAGAACACCUGAGAUCCAGCAGCAGCAGACUUGGCACCAUGGACGUCCUCUUCCUGUUCUCCCCUCUCCCGACCCCGGUCAUCUUCUCCCUGUUCGCCCUGGCAGCUGCUGUCCUGUUUUACCUCAACACGCGUCCCAGUCCUAUCCAGACCCCUGCUGACCUCAAGCACCAAACUAUUGGGAUCAAGGAUGGAGCAAGAAAGACUGCUUUGCUUGAGGAUAACAACAACCUGAUCUCAUGCUUUUAUGACGACGCCAGGACCCUCUAUGAGGUUUUUCAGAGGGGGCUGAAAGUGUCAGGUAAUGGACCAUGCUUGGGCUACAGGAAGCCAGGAAAGCCGUACCAGUGGCUGCGGUACAAGCAGGUCUCUGAAAGAGCGGAGAACCUGGGGUCAGGGCUUCUUCAUCAAGGUCUGAAGCCGAACACCGACACGUUUAUUGGCAUCUUUGCUCAGAACAGACCUGAAUGGAUUAUCGGUGAACUGGCCUGUUACACGUACUCCAUGGUCGUGGUUCCCUUGUACGACACUUUGGGUCCUGAGGCUCUUGUGUUCAUUAUCGACCAAGCUGAGAUCUCCACCGUGCUCUGCGACAAUCAGAAGAAAGCGGAAACGCUGCUGCAGAACCGGGAGAAAGGUCUGAGUCCCGUUCUGAAAACCAUCAUCAUCAUGGACACUUUUGACUUGGAGCUGGUCAAGAGAGGAUCCACAUGUGGGGUGGAUGUUAUGUCCAUGCAGGAAGUGGAGGCUGUGGGGAAAAGUAAUCAUCAAAAGCCAAUUCCACCAAAACCAGAGGACCUCAGUGUUGUUUGCUUCACCAGUGGCACCACAGGAAACCCCAAAGGAGCAAUGCUGACUCACCAGAAUGUGGUUUCUGAUGCUGCAGGUGUUGUCAGAAGCUUUGAGACGUCAAUUAUUCCAUCGACUCAGGAUGUCAGCAUUUCAUUUCUGCCUUUGGCGCACAUGUUUGAGAGAGUUGUACAGACUGUGAUGUAUGGUCAUGGGGCAAGGGUGGGAUUUUUCCAGGGUGACAUCAGACUGCUGCCAGAUGACAUGAAAUCGCUGCAGCCCACCAUUUUCCCAGUUGUUCCUCGCCUUCUCAACCGUGUCUAUGACAAAGUCCAGAGUGGAGCUUCAACACCAUUCAAGAAAUGGCUCCUGAACUUUGCUGUGGAGAGGAAAUUUGCAGAAGUCAAGGAGGGAAUCAUUAGGAACAACAGCAUAUGGGACAAACUCAUCUUCCACAAAGUCCAGGAGUCUCUGGGUGGACGUGUGCGGAUCAUGGUGACUGGAGCAGCUCCCAUAUCUCCCUCUGUUCUCAACUUCCUUAGGGCUGCUUUAGGCUGUCAGAUCUUUGAGGGAUAUGGGCAGACGGAGUGUACAGCCGGCUGCACCUUCACCAUGCCGGGUGAUGGCACUUCAGGACAUGUUGGUGUGCCGCUGCCUUGUAAUAUUGUGAAGUUGGUGGACGUGGAGGAAAUGAACUACUUUGCUUCAAACGGUGAAGGAGAAGUCUGUGUCAAAGGUUUAAAUGUGUUCAAGGGAUAUUUAAAAGACCCAGAGAAAACUGCAGAGGCCUUGGAUGAAGACGGCUGGCUCCACACUGGAGACAUUGGAAAAUGGCUUCCGAGCGGUGUUUUGAGGAUUAUUGACCGUAAGAAGAACAUCUUUAAGCUGGCUCAGGGUGAGUAUAUCGCACCGGAGAAGAUUGAGAACGUGUAUGUACGCAGUGGACCGGUGGCCCAGGUAUUCGUGCAUGGAGACAGUCUACAGUCCUGCCUAGUUGCCGUUGUGGUCCCUGAUCCUGACAUCCUCCCGGAUUUUGCCAAAAAUCUCGGCUGCCAAGGCUCCAUUGAAGACAUCUGCAAACACACAGAAAUUAAGAAAGCCAUUCUCUUAGACAUGACGAAACUCGGCAAAGAAGCAGGCCUCAAGUCCUUUGAGCAGGUGAAAGAAGUCUACCUCCAUCCAGAGCAGUUCACCAUUGAGAACGGUCUGUUAACUCCCACACUCAAGGCCAAGAGGGCUGAGCUCAAAACUCUCUUCCAGCCACAGAUCGACAAAAUGUACGCCAACCUCCCAUAAAUGGAACGAACCAACACCAACUUAAAACCUGCUGUAGUUCAAUGUUUUGUUUGUUUUCGUGCCUGGUGUCUUGUGAUUAAAACGUAAAUGAGUUCA